AUGGUCGUGGUCGUGUUGCGCCUUCCUGUGAACUUCUUCUUUCACUCCCACUUCCCACCACCCUCCUCGACUAUUCUCCUCGGUCACCUUGAGCAUCUCCCACCUGCUUUGAUUGAUGUUCAAUUUGUCUCUUCUUAUUCCACUAGCCCUGUCUGUGACUCCCUUUCAAUGGUUACAACAGCUGUCAUGGCUCCCAAAGAGCCAGCUCCUGCUGGUAAUGCCCUGGCUGAUCCUACAUUGCUCCGCAAAAUCGAUGAGCUAUACGCUUGUGGUGUGGGUGAAUACGUGGAUCUACCUCAGCUGGUAGUGGUUGGGGAUCAGUCAAGUGGAAAGAGCUCAGUGCUCGAAGGACUAACCAAAGUGAACUUCCCCCGGGACAGUGGCCUCUGUACAUGUUUCAUGACUCAGAUAAUCUUUCGUCGUGAGCUGAGACUGAGUGAACGUGCCAUCUCGGCCUCAAUCAUCCCCUCUGCUGAAAGUGACCCAAAUGAGCAGCAGAGAAUGCGGAGUUGGAGAGCCUCCGGACUGCAGUCUCUCCGCCCCGAUGAAUUUAUGCGGACAAUGGGCGAGGUUCAUGAGCACAUGGGACUUUCGACUGCGGAGGAUGAUGGGCGACCUACAUUCUCGAAGAGUGUUUUGCAACUCGUCAUUGAAGGCCCAAACGAAAAUCAUCUCACUGUGAUCGACGUACCGGGUAUCUUCAAGAACACCACAAGUGGCCGUACGACGAAGAACGAUAUCGAACUCGUUCGAAACAUGACUUUGCAGUGCAUCGCGAAUCCACUCUCUAUCAUACUGGCGGUCGUUCCAGCAAAUGUGGACAUUGCCACGCAGGAAAUCAUUGAACUGGCCCGCGACAUAGAUCCCGAGGAGCUGAGAACCAUGAAAAUUAUCACGAAGCCGGAUCUGGUUGAUAAAGGCGCCGAGGACAAAAUCGUGAAGUUGAUCAACGAAGGUAAUGCGAAAGGUCAAAUGGGGUGGCUCCUUGUUCGUAACUUGAGCCAGAAAGAGAUGGAUGAUGGCAACGUCAAUCGCGAUGAUGCAGAAAUGAUGUUUCAUGAAACUUUGCCUUGGUACCAUGUUGCGUCGGAGAACUACGGAAUUGAGGCGUUGAAGACCAGACUCCAAGAAUUGCACACGAUGACUGUGCGUCGGGAGUUCCCAAAGGUUCGGAAUCAGAUCACACAGAGACUCAACGAGGCAAAGGAAGCACUAAGUGCGCUUGGUGACAAACGGGAUAAGCCAGAGCAACAACGGCGGGUUCUCCUGCAAGUGGUAUCAGCUUUCCAGGAAAUUACUCAACUCGCCAUCUCCACAAACUAUGGAGCUCACAGAAUCUUCGACGAGAACCAGUUUGUCCGACUGGCAACACUUAUUUCCACCAGGAAUGCUCUCUUUUCGGACGACAUUGACUCUUAUGGUAAUACCCAUGCCUUUGGCUCGAAGGAAGGGGAUUCUCCUCACGCUCCAAAGACCACGUCAAGUCGGAAGUAUAGGGAGAGCCUUGAUAUAGGGGAGAUCCUUACCGAAGGCGAGCUAGUUGAGAGUUCUCAGCAGUUCACAGUGUUUCCCUGGAUCAAAGAGACCUACGAGAAUGCUCGGGGCUUCGAAAUCGGAACGUUCAACCAUAACAUCGUUUCGACAUUGAUGAAAAAGCAAACAUCAAAAUGGCCCGCUCUGUCUUGGGGUUAUAUCAGUGAUAUUAUCAGUUACGUCCACGUCUUUGUUCAGACAGUUCUCCAAGAAGUUUGCAAGAACCGUCAAAUUUGCGGAAGGAUCCUCUCAAUGCUCCGGGAAGAUUUGAUCCAAAGCUACACCCAGGCAAUUUCGAUGGUCGACUUCCUGCUUGCGAUUGAGCGAGAAGGUACUCCGCUGACAAUGAACCAUUAUCUCAACGACAGUCUUGAAAAAUGUCGCCAAAAGAGACUCCAGGACGAGGUUUCAUCCAAAUCACUCAGUGGCUGUCAGCAUGGAGAGGUUAUCCGGAUCUCGGAUCUCGCUGCCCAACAUCAUAUGAGCAAUGUGGACCACACCGUUCAAGAUAUCCAUGAUAUCCUCGAGUCAUACUACAGGGUGUCACGCAAAAGGUUCGUUGACAACAUUUGCAUGCAGGCGGUCGACCAUUAUCUUCUGACUGGACCUGGGGCGCCUAUGAAGUUGCUCUCUUCAACAUGGGUCAAUGAUCUGACAGUCGAAAAACUUGAGCAAAUAGCUGGUGAAGAGGCGGGAACCAAGCGCAAGCGACGACAGUUACAGAUGAGAAUUGAAAAGCUGGAGGCAGGCCGCAAGGUCGUACUGCUGUAA
Messenger RNA from Penicillium brevicompactum, 2304 nucleotides. RefSeq names its product dynamin family protein. The record is from RefSeq and is a predicted model, not a curated record. Gene Ontology annotation, cellular component: membrane; cytoplasm; microtubule. Lineage: Eukaryota; Fungi; Ascomycota; Eurotiomycetes; Eurotiales; Aspergillaceae. Gene Ontology annotation, molecular function: microtubule binding; GTP binding; GTPase activity. Bases 1 to 2304 code for a protein of 767 amino acids. The transcript has 4 exons.